Thrips palmi is the source of this 2589-nucleotide messenger RNA. It is a transcript of the gene Tbc1d15-17, whose product is annotated as TBC1 domain family member 15. Gene Ontology annotation, molecular function: GTPase activator activity. Gene Ontology annotation, biological process: activation of GTPase activity. Bases 248 to 2212 code for a protein of 654 amino acids. The transcript has 11 exons. NCBI's taxonomy places the organism in Eukaryota, Metazoa, Arthropoda, Insecta, Thysanoptera, Thripidae. The record is from RefSeq and is a predicted model, not a curated record.
CUUGUGUGAUCGGCAUUGCGGUUGCGAUCGCGAUUUUUUUCGAUUCCGUCGAUUCCGUCACUGCUGCCACACGUCUACUCGUCUGCGGCGACACAACAACAACACAACACAAACACAAACAUUGUGAUUGUGCGUACAUCGUACUUGACAGUGUACACAGAGUGCAAUUUUGAGAGAAGAGCGAUCGUGCAUUCCUGAGCGCGAACAUAAAUUGAUACUUUAAGCCCUUGGCACCGAUGCCGUAACAAUGAACAACGGAGAUAAGCUGUCAAGGACAGCAGAAACAGAUAAGACAGAGACCAUGGAGGACUCUGGAGAACAAGGAACGGAGCUUUGCAGUCAUCAUAAUGUGAUUCUGAAAAGCUACAAAAAUUAUGACAAUUUUGGGGUCCUCAGCCUUGUCCAAUAUGGACCUGUCAAGUACAUAGAAUGGAAAGCAGCAGAAGUUAAUGUGGACUCAGACACUCAGGAUCAAGAGUGGGCAGUUGUGAGCACAGGUCGUAGCUCUCGCCAUCGGAGCAACAGUGAAUGCAUUCGUGCAGAACCACUACGGCUCAACACAGUUAACUUAAAGAGCUUUAAAGUGUCUCGUCAUAGACAUGGGCAACAUCUUACAUUUGCUAAAAGAGAUGAAAGCCGCUCUUUCAUCACUUUUAUCUUCUAUCAAGCAAAUGCUGACAUUUUUGUAAAAUCCUUAAUGGGCCAUCUGAAAAUUUACAGGUCGAAAAAGGACAAAAACCUGUACCAUUUGGAUGAAGAUGACAACCAAGAGACACAGGAGCUAAGGCGCUCCUUUGCAGAGUUGAAUUUAUUCACAGAAACCACACCUUAUGGCAUGUGGAACUUUAUUGGGCAGUUUAGACAGAGACCUUAUGAAACCACCAUGGGAGCGUUUUGCAAAAUAACUGACGCAUUAUUGUACAGACCUGCAGAAGAUGAUGAAGAUGAUGAAAACCAUGUUGCAGAGUUGCUCAAUCAGUCUCUUAACAACUUUGAUGAUCCAGUGAUUGCAAAUGUAAGUGGUGAGGAAUACGAGGUAAUUGGAAGCCACACAACUCCUGUCUUGCCUUCAAGACCUCUAGUAACUCGAGGCUCUCCAUUAUCUGUUGACCGUUGGGCACAAGCCAUGGAUGCGGAGGGCAAAGUCACCGAUUUUGCAGCCAUUAAAAAAAUUGUCUUUCAUGGGGGAGUAAGUCCAACUCUGCGGUAUGAAGUGUGGAAAUUUUUACUUGGAUAUUAUCCAUGGAAUUCAACGUAUGCUGAAAGAAUGCAUUUAAGAAAAGCAAAGGUGGAGGAAUAUUUCAAAAUGAAACAACAGUGGAAAAGUAUGACUCCAGGGCAAGAAGAAAGAUUCUCUGACUUCAGAGACCGCAAAAGUCUAAUUGACAAGGAUGUCAAAAGAACUGAUCGGGUUCUACCUUUCUUUGCUGGUGACGAUAACCCAAAUGUGGAAGUGUUAAAUAGCAUACUUAUGACCUACCUGAUGUACAACUUUGACUUGGGCUACGUCCAAGGCAUGAGUGAUCUCUUGUCUCCUAUACUCCAGUUAAUGUCAAAUGAAGCUGACACGUUUUGGUGCUUCGCUGGUUUCAUGGAGAGAGUAUGCACUAAUUUUGAUAUGGACCAGGCCGGCAUGAAGCUGCAACUGCAACAGUUGCACACCUUACUGUCUGUGCUUGAUCCUCAAUUCACUCAAUAUUUAGAUCGACAUGAUUCAGGCAACAUGUUUUUCUGUUUCCGUUGGUUACUGGUCUUGUUUAAGAGAGAGUUUUCUCAGGAGGAUAUCAUGCGCUUAUGGGAGGUGUUUUGGUCAGAUUUGCCAUGCCCCAACUUCCACCUUUUAUUCUGUGCUGCCAUUCUUGAUUCUGAAAAGGAGACACUCUAUGCUAAUAAUUCAGGCUUCACAGAAAUAUUGAAGCAUGUAAAUGAACUGUCUAUGACUAUAAACAUCGACAGCACUCUGUGCAAAGCAGAAGGAUUGUAUGCCCAACUUCUCAGUAUUGAGAGCAAUCUGCCGGAUGCAGUGAGAAUAAUAAUUGGUUUAGAACCCUUGAAUGCAACUGCUGGAGACUCUGAAGACGAUGACAUUGAAGAUGAUGAUGGGGAUGCUAGCACUCACGCGGAGCAUGACUCUUCGAUUGAAACAGUGACCCUUGGAGCAUUAGGUGGAGAAGUUGCCUUUGAUCGAGGUAUCAAUCUCCAGUACUUGUGAGAAGAGAUUACAUACAGCCAACUUCAGUUUUUCUAGUUAAUAGUCAUAGAAUGGGUUCCUGGAAAAAACAUUUUGUUUGCCUUUCUUUAUAUUAUGCCUUUUUUGACCUGAGUAUUUGUUGAACCUACCAUCAGAGAGGAACUAAUUGUAUAUUAUUUCAUGCCUUGCUCUCGGGCUUCCCUUUGCUGUAGCUCUAUGAAAGGAAAUGUUUAAUAAUCCAAAGACUUUUACAUUAGCACUACUUUUAGGAGUAUGAAACUCUGUGAUCACUUAUCCUAUCUAUGAAUCACUGUAAUAUUUACUGAGGCACUAAUAUUUUGUAUAUGUUUAUAAUGUGAUAUUAAAAAAACAAAAACACUUCUGUUGCAAAAUUUAAA